This is a messenger RNA of Cladocopium goreaui, 2652 nucleotides long. The record is from the annotation of a GenBank genome assembly. Lineage: Eukaryota; Dinophyceae; Suessiales; Symbiodiniaceae.
AUGGGAACCCGCAGGCGGCGGGCGACACUUGCCGCUCGUGGUUCACGAGGUUUCUGGGCCCUGAUUCUUUUGCCCAGAGCUGUUUGCCAAACAGCAGGACGACCAGGCACUGGAAGUGCGUGCCCAAAGUCAGAAUGGGUCGAUCCUCAGACACCGUCCUCGGAGUGCGUGUCACAGUUUGAUUCGGCGGGACGACCUUUGACUUUGGUCUUCUCGGACGAGUUCAACGUUCCAGGUCGCACUUUUGCUGAUGGGCAUGAUCCAGUUUGGACGGCUAUCACUGGCUUUCCAUCCACCAAUGACCAGGAAAAUGCCUAUGAUGAUUCACCUAGACAUGCCACGACCAGCGAUGGCAACCUUUGGUUACGAAUUUCCAAUCAAGCCAGCCAGCUUGAUAUGGUCAAUACAUCCAGUGGCAAGAGAGAAAUUAAGAAGAGGCCGUACACCUCGGCGAUGCUGCAAAGUUGGAACAAAUUUUGUUUCAGCGGUGGCGUGGUAGAGAUGUCGGCCAAAUUCCCUGGCAGACCUGACAUCCCAGGGCUUUGGCCGGCCUUUUGGCUCCUGGGAAAUCUCGGGCGAGCGACGGUCGAAGCAUCCGUCAACAACGUCUGGCCGUACACGUACUCGCAGUGCCCGUCGGAUCAGAUGGACAAUGCGAAUCAGGAUCCACGGAAACAGCAGCGGAUCAACGAAUGUUUAGGUGAAAAUUGGACUCAACGCUACGGGCUUCAUCCACACCAGGGCCGAGGGGCGCUGGAGAUUGAUAUUUUGGAGGUGUUGCCCGGAAGCCAUGGCCCCAAUUACAAGAAGGACAAGGUGGAGACUGGCAUUUGCCAACCUCAAAGCGAGGUCCUUUAUACCAAGCUGGAUAUGCCACGGCCACAUUUGCUGAACACGCUGCAGGCCGCGCCCGGCAUUCCCUUCUUGGCGGAUCAACGGCCACCUUCGCCACCGCGGCUGAACACCACUUGCGUCCCAGAAUGGGGCAAGCAAUGGUACGAUGGUCUACGGCCUGAAGCUCCAGGGGUAUAUGGAAGUUCGUCCACCAUCAACUACCACAAUUACGGUAAAUACAUUGUCAACAUCAACGAUUGGACAGACGUCCAGAUCCAAGUGGAUUCCAUCGGAGCCAUGACGCAGCUCAGCGAAGAUGCCUUCAGUGGGCAGCAUGUCUACCGCUUUGAAUGGAGCACGGAGGGCGAUGGCCAGUUGACGUUUUGGAUGGAUGGGCAACUUUUGUACAGGCUUGAUGGGAAGGUCUUGGCACAGAACAUGGCCAUCACGAAGGAUGGUAAGGAGGUGGGCACUCUACUGGCGCGACAAUUGCUACUUGAGCCUCUAUCGAUGAUCCUCAACAUUGACGUAUCGAAGCAAUGGGGAUGGGACAUCAUCGAGCAGGAAUGUGGAGGAUCUUGUGGUUGUUGUCUCGACUGUGGUGAGCCGGAAUGCAUAUCUUGCAUGCUCGAGAAGGGCAAAGGCCACGAAUUCCUUCAUCAGCUUUGCAGGACUUUGCCUGCCACCUAUGAAGUGGACUACAUCAGGGUUUUCCAGACGGAGGAUCAGCAAGCUGAAGAUCGGCAGGGUUGCUCACCUAAGGUGGCACCAACACAGGGCUGGAUCGACAGCCAGGGUUCUCGCUUCGUGCUGCCCAACUUUGAUGCACCACUUCAGCCCGUCUAUGCAGGCGGAGGCAGGUGUCAAACCGACGCCAGUUGUGGCUCAAACUCAGGCGGUGGCACAUGUCUGGAUGGCGUUUGCAAAUGCACCAAGGGCUGGACAGGGCCCAGUUGUUUGGCGCGCAUGGCAGGGGCGGCCUUGACCUGCAGACCACUGGAGGCGACGUUGGUGGGCGGUGGUCCGUGCUUCGUCAAUUCCACCCAUGACAAUUGUGGGCAAGGAACCUGCAUCGAGAUCAAACGUCCCUGGGAUGCCCCUUGGCAAACCGUUGAAGGUCUCCAUCAUCGCUUCGAAGCCGUUGGGACUGGCGACGGUCGCUGCCAAUGCAACCUGGGAUGGAAGGGACCUUUCUGCAGUGCUCGAACAGGCCAAGUGGAUGACGACAAGCACAUUAGUUGGGAGGAAAGGACGUGCGUUCCAGAUUCUCGUCUCAGUUCGCCGCAACUGGAAGCCUUGAUCACCAAACUCUGUCGAAGUUGGUCCAUGGACAAAGAGACUGGUGAGAGGGUCUCUGAAGCUUGCUCAGAGAUUGCCUGGACGUCUGAAGGGCGCUUCUCUCAAUGUGGUUCCUGGCCAAGGGCCUCCUUGCUGGUAGAGGCUGUGAAGAAAGAAAAAGGCAUUUGCUGCACGCAUCUAGACGAGCAAGGGCGGGAAAUGUGCUUCGAAGACGAAGCGCAGUUUGACAUCCUGUUCGGAGUUGCUGUCGCAUCCUUCGCAACAAUGGCAGUUAUUGGGUGCUUACGACAAGCACAUCUUCGAGGUGGGUUGUUUUCACGACGGUCCCAUGGCGCUACAGAAAAUGGGUUUGACUUAAAGAGAGAGGAUAGUGCAGAUGAAACAGAAACAGAAGACGAGGUCAAUGGUUUCUCAGGGAGCGACAGCGAGGAAUCCAAGUAGCGGGCGAUCGAUGUUGCUUCGCCCCCAACUUCGAAUAGGUUUCACCGUGUUAUAAAUGGUGGUGUUUAGAAACUUGGC